GGGUUUAAAUGGCAUUAUCUGCCUCUCUCUAUAUAUACAUAUCUCUCUCGUUUUGGCUCACUAGUUACAAUAGAUCGAUAUUGACAGAUAUAAAUAUACCAGGUACCGUGAAAACAAACUCUGCUGGUCGCAGGACACAACUACCCGAGAUAAAUUCCCGUUACCAUGGCAAACAAAUACGAAUUGGAUACCACAGAUUUUGCCGACCUGAAUGAUGUAGGGAUGAACUUUCGGGAGAAUGACGAUGAUGGUGGAUUUGAGCAUCAUAAAUUAACAGAAGACCAGUUAAAAUUAUGCAAAGAGUGUUUUGACUUUUUUGACAAAGAUGCCAGUGGUACAAUAGACAAAACAGAGCUGGUAACUGUGAUGAGAGCAGUGGGAAUGAAUCCUUCUAAAAAUGAUGUAGAGAAAAUGAUCAAAUCUGUGGCAGAAAAGGGUUGUGACACUAUUUCAUGGCCAGUGUUUGAAGAAAUGCUAGCAAGUUCCUGGAAGUCAGUAAAGCAGAGCAAGUUGGAAAUGCUAGCCUCCUUUCACAUAUUUGAUAUCAACAAAGAUGGUUAUGUAGAUGCUUCAGAACUAAAGAAAACAUUGACAAGUUUGGGAGAGUCACUUACUGAAGAUGAGGCUGAUGCACUCCUUAAGGCAGCAGACAAAAACAACGAUGGACGGAUAGACUACAAAGAAUUUGUGGACUUGAUAUGCUGUUUUUGACGUAGAUUACAUUCCAGUGGACUCCUAUCCUCAGACUGAACAGCUCUGAAUCAUCAAUGGCAAGAACAUCUACACAAGCCUAUACUGAGAGCUUUCAUUUGUAAAUUAAGGAUAGAUUCUUAUCAUAUCACAGAAAUAAUUAUCAAUGUGCAAAAUUCUAAAAUGAUCAGAUGAAUCUGUUAAGAUUUGAUAGCUUUUUGAAUUUCUGAUGUUUAUCAGAAGAAAUAAAUAUGAUCCUAAAUAGUGUUUAUGUUGCAAAUUCUGACAAAAUUGAUAAUAAACCACUAGUAGAUGCAAUUGAUUGAUAUCUGCUCUAACAGAAUUUCAAUAUGAAAAGAUCGAUACCUUGAACUAACCUUGAAACAAAUUCAAGAACCUGGACACCCACUUUUUAGUGUGUCAAUCUAUAGGUUUUGCAUACAAAAUAUCACCUUUCAAGUUAUCUAAUAAACAUGAGAAGAAUCUAUCCUUAACAAAGUGUAUUGUUCAUUUGUAGAUUAACAAAUGUGUUGCUUUGAUUUUCUUUUGGAUGAUGAUGUUGUCUUCGUAGAAUUCUUUAUCUGUAUUUGAGAACUUGUGUUGUGAAGACUUCUUGAAUAAUUUUUCAAAAGGUUCAUUCCCUUUUGAGAUGAACAAGAUCUUGUAACAUUUUAAAAUAAUGAAAUGAUGCAAAAAAGUAAUAUUUGUGAUUUUACAAAUUAUACCAUGAUAUUUACCAAUGUUUUGUUAGUAAUAAACCUGUGCUGUUUCAA
Messenger RNA from Ostrea edulis (European flat oyster), 1463 nucleotides. RefSeq names its product neo-calmodulin-like. Gene Ontology annotation, molecular function: calcium ion binding. The coding region runs from base 166 to 711 and encodes 181 amino acids. Gene Ontology annotation, cellular component: myosin II complex. The transcript is spliced from 5 exons. NCBI's taxonomy places the organism in Eukaryota, Metazoa, Mollusca, Bivalvia, Ostreida, Ostreidae. The record is from RefSeq and is a predicted model, not a curated record.